Molecule: messenger RNA, 1436 nt
Organism: Bactrocera dorsalis (oriental fruit fly)
Lineage: Eukaryota; Metazoa; Arthropoda; Insecta; Diptera; Tephritidae
Exons: 2
Coding region: 615-1223 (202 amino acids)
Source: RefSeq, a predicted model, not a curated record
GCAACCUUCUCUGAUGUAAUGUAAUAUUUUGAAGUAUUAUCUUCUAAUAUUUCAACACACACUCAAUAUUAUAUACAUAUGAACAAACUCAGGUAUAUGCGAUUAAAUUGAUAACCUAAGUUCGUUUCACAGAUUUUGAAAAUAAACUGAUAAAGACCUUCCUCUCACUUGUCUUAUUCACAUUAGCGGUUUCCUGGGUAUCUCGGCAUUUAGCAAGCGUCUUCGAUCUAUUGAAUUUGGGGUCGAAUAUUCAUUAAGGAAACCAUAAAAAAACGUAAAUAAUUUUAAAAAAUGUAAAACAUCGCUCGACGUUUUUGAAAGUUUUUAUAUUUUUUAUCAUAGUAUCUCAAACUAAUCGCCAGAUGUGUUGUAGUGAAAACUCAUAGAACUCUCCACAUAUUUUUUGUCAGUUAGCACAGACGCACACCACUUACAAGAACCGCGGCCUAACUCCUGCCUAUGUUAUUAAGACCAAAUUAAAAUAAUAUACAUAUAUUCAAUGGCACAUUGAUUCGCUAUUAGUUUUGUGGAAAUAUUAAACUAAAAAGGCAUUGGAAAUAAAAUCAACAGAGAGUGUGGAUCGUUAGAAGCGAUUAGUACAAUUCAGGACGAAAAUGGCUGGAGUGUCUAUCAAGUAUUUCGGAGCAUUGCUGCUGGUAGUCGGCGUCGUUUGCAUCAACGCCCAUGGCACUGAAAGUUCCGAAACAGACGUGGAGAUGCUUGCCACCCACAAUCAGUUGUUAAAAUCCAUAUAUAAUGAGGCUGUUAAAUUAAGUAUAUACAUUUUGAGACGGAGUGAGGAAUUAUGCACGAAAAUGGACAACAAAGAUAUACUGAUAUACAAGAACAUAGCAAGUGAAAAGUCCAAGAAAUCAGUUACGCGCGAAACAAUUCUAAGAAAUUGUAUUAAUCGCGUCGAGGAUCGUUUUGAUCCCACAGCGAAUCGUGAUAAUGAAUGUGGUCCAGAUGAACCCCUGUUGCUUAAGUAUGGAUUGGCGGGUAUUCAAAAGGUUGUGGCGCAAAAAUAUGAAACAUUUUUUGAAGAGAUUUUGCGGCAAAUCAAAGAAUAUCUGAAGGGUUUGACAACGGAGCAGCAAAGAAACACGACGGCACGAAAAUUGAAGGGGUGGUCUAGUAAAAUUAGGGCGGCUUCAACUUUGGCACGGAAGGAGUUGACUUUUAGAAGUUUUAUGCGUUAUUAUUUUAUGCAAGAAAGUGUGUAGAGUGCGAGCUACUCUUUUACUAAUAUUAGAGGAUUAUUUAGCUGCACAGAAAUUGAAAUCGCCAAGAGUUGGCAACACUAAUGGAUACUACAAAAUUUAUGUAUAUAUAACUAAAUCAGCUCCUUGAAUUAUUUCCAGCGAUUAGGAAAUAUUGAAUGUUGCAAUUUAUUUAUAGCGAUUGUAUUAAAUAUUAAAAUUGAAUUACUAAAAAGA